GCGACGGUGGCGGCGGCGGCGGCAGCGGGUUCGGUUGCGCGUGGCGCACGGGGUGGGAGCGGAGCCCAGGCCGGGUGCAGGCGCUGCCGCCAGCGACCAUGGGGAACGUCUUGGCCGCUAGCUCGCCUCCCGCAGGGCCGCCGCCGCCGCCCGCGCCCGCCCUCGUGGGACUGCCGCCGCCUCCGCCCUCUCCUCCGGGCUUCACGCUGCCGCCACUCGGGGGCGGUCUGGGCGCUGGGGCUGGUGCGGGUCGAGGUUCGGAAAGGACCCCCGGUGCUGCGGCCGGCAGCGCCGCAGGGACUGCGGACGAUGGGGCCUGCGGCUGCCUGCCCAACCCGGGCACGUUCGAGGAGUGCCACCGGAAGUGCAAGGAGCUGUUUCCCAUUCAGAUGGAAGGUGUCAAGCUCACAGUCAACAAAGGGUUGAGUAACCAUUUCCAGGUGAACCACACGGUAACCCUCAGCACAAUCGGGGAGUCCAACUACCACUUCGGGGUCACGUACGUGGGGACAAAGCAGCUGAGUCCCACAGAGGCAUUCCCCGUGCUGGUGGGUGACAUGGACAAUAGCGGCAGCCUCAAUGCUCAGGUCAUUCACCAGCUGGGCCCUGGCCUCAGGUCCAAGAUGGCCAUCCAGACCCAGCAGUCCAAGUUCGUGAACUGGCAGGUGGAUGGGGAGUACCGGGGUUCUGACUUCACGGCCGCCGUCACUCUGGGGAACCCGGACGUCCUGGUGGGUUCAGGUAAGAGACGCAGGGCUUGGAGGGUAGAUCUCAGUCCCAGCUUUCCCAGCACGUCCAGUCCCUUGUCUGGACAUCCUUUCCCACCGUCCGGAAAUGGCCAGGGGCAGACGUGAGCUCGAAGCCUCCCGCAGUCUAGCAUUUGAGCGCAAGCGAGCAGGUUCAAACCCCAGUUCUGCCACUGACUUCGCUGCGGUCGUGGGCGAGUUCCAUCACCUCUGUGGGCCUCCGUUUCCUCAUCUGCCCCACAGGCUGGUUAAGUUCGUUUAAGUUCAUCCGUGUGAAAAAAAAACUUCAAGUGGCGUGGGACACGAAAUGGGUCCCAGGGAAACGUGAGCUGCUCUGACUGCUUACGGGCUUGGAUUGUUGGGCUGCAUAGAUAACGGGGAGGGUGAGUCCCCGUGCAGUUGUGGGGGCGGGGGGCCGGCAGUCUUGAGACAGAAGCGGCCGAGGAAAGUUCCCAUUCGGGUUGGUGUGGGCAGGGACCGACCGACCUGUGUCUGUACGUCUGGUCUCUCCUUGGUUCCCCUUUUUUCUGGCUCUGCGUGUCUGAUUUCUCAACAUUCAUAAUGCGUGUUGCCUGGGCGUGUACCGUGCACGUUCCAGGCCCUGAGGAGAAGGGAGCAAAGGAGAGUUAAGUCUGCCCUCUGGGAGCUUCCAUUCCAGAGGACGCAGAUGCUGGCAAAGCAUCGCGUAAAAGACAAGGUGUCCGUGUCAGGCGAUAGGGGCUGGGAAAGACUAGGGCCUUCGAAAAUGGGGUCCUCGGGGCACCUGGGUGGCGCAGUCGGUUAAGCGUCCGACUUCAGCCAGGUCACGAUCUCGCGGUCCGUGAGUUCGAGCCCCGCGUCGGGCUCUGGGCUGAUGGCUCGGAGCCUGGAGCCUGUUUCCGAUUCUGUGUCUCCCUCUCUCUCUGCCUCUCCCCCGUUCAUGCUCUGUCUCUCUCUGUCCCAAAAAUAAAUAAAAAACGUUGAAAAAAAAAAUUAAAAAAAAAAAAAAAAGAAAGAAAAUGGGGU
This is a messenger RNA of Panthera uncia (snow leopard), 1751 nucleotides long. It is a transcript of the gene TOMM40, whose product is annotated as translocase of outer mitochondrial membrane 40. Gene Ontology annotation, biological process: protein import into mitochondrial matrix. The coding region runs from base 99 to 854 and encodes 251 amino acids. The record is from RefSeq and is a predicted model, not a curated record. Gene Ontology annotation, molecular function: transmembrane protein transporter activity. The transcript has 6 exons. NCBI's taxonomy places the organism in Eukaryota, Metazoa, Chordata, Mammalia, Carnivora, Felidae. Gene Ontology annotation, cellular component: mitochondrial outer membrane translocase complex; mitochondrial outer membrane.